Messenger RNA from Tilletiopsis washingtonensis, 1698 nucleotides. RefSeq lists its product as hypothetical. The transcript is spliced from 2 exons. Bases 1 to 1698 code for a protein of 565 amino acids. The record is from RefSeq and is a predicted model, not a curated record. Lineage: Eukaryota; Fungi; Basidiomycota; Exobasidiomycetes; Entylomatales.
AUGUCGUACCGUUCGCCGUACGACGGCACCGAUGCGCGGCGCGAUGGCAGCUUGCGCCGCGACGUCAGCGGCAGCUACAGCCGCGAAGGCAGCAGCAGCAGCUACGGCAACUACGGCGCUCGCCGCGACGACAGCUGGGGCCGUCCGCCGUCGCGCACGGCAGACGAGCGCGAGCGCGGCCGCGACGACGUGCGGCACGAGCGCGAGCGCAGCGAGUCGUGGCGCAGCAGCAGCACCAGCGCCCGUCCGGCGCCGCUUCCGCCCUACGACCCGCCGCCGCCUCGUCCGUCUGCCGCGCCGCGCACCGCUAGCACCGACGCUCGCCCUCGCACUGUCAGCACCGAUGCUCGUCCUCCUCCUCCGCGCGCCACCAUCGACAGGAGCAGCGACGCUCGCAGCAGCGAGGCGCAUGUCAGGACGAACAGCAGCAGCGACGCCCGCAGCGGCGAACCGCACGUCAGGAGCAUCAGCAGCAGCAGCGCCGGCGCCGGCGGCAGCGGCACGAGCAGCAGCAGCUUGACGACGCUCGUGCAGCAGCUGGUGGAGGCGGGAGAUAGGCACGCAGACGCGCGCGUCAGGGACAAUGAGGCGCGCGCCGCUCUGCGUGCUGCUCGUACGGAGCGCGGCAGCCUCAGCGACGCCGAGUACGCCGUGCAGAUGGCGAACCAUGGUCUCUUCAAGGACCGCGCCGAGAAGGCGCAGCAGGAUGCGGCAGCGACCAAGGAGGCGUACCACGCCGCCUUCCGUCGCCUGCUGGAGUCCGCUCGCGCGUCUGCGCCGCCGCCGCCGUCCGGACCUCCGCCUGCAGCACUCUCGACUGCGCCCUCUUCGUCCGCCGCGCCCUCUACGUCCGCUGCGCCCUCCACGUCUGCCGCGCCCUCCACGUCCGCUGCGUCGACUGCGACAGUUCCAGCCGCGCCGAGGUCGAUGGCUGCUGCGCUUGCAGCUGUCACAGGCGUACCGACUGGGCCGAGGGCAGAUGCGACGGCGGCGUCGUCGACAGCAACGCCGGCAGUGACGGAGAAGACGCACGAGAAGCUCCUCGAGAAGAUCAAGGAGCUCAAAGUCGAGGUGGACUCGUACCGCAGCGACACGGACUCGCAGAUCAACUCGCUGCACGGCGACCUCGAGGAGAUCGUGCGCGUCGCCAUCGAGAAUGCGCAGGAGCAGGCGCGCGAGCGACAGCAGCAGCGCGCGGCCAAGCGCCGCGCCAUGGGCACCAGCACUCCGACGCUCUCCUCGACGCACUCUCCAGCGCCCAUGGCUCCGCCGGCCGCGCCUGCAGCUGGGCCCGUCGUCGACCAGGCAGAGAUGAUUUCGCGCAUCUGCGGACGCCUCGACCAGACCGUCAACUCGCGCAUGUCCGAGCUCAUCCGGCGCGUCGACGGCGAUGUCGCCCAGCUGCGCGCCACGCUGACUGCGCUCGAGACGCGCGUCGAGAGCCAGGCGGCGCCACACUCGAACGGCGUCGUCGCUGCGCCUGCGCCGGCGCCGGCCAACGGCGACGCCGCGCGUCUGACGCAGGAGAAUGCGGCUCUCCACAUGCGCGUGCAGACGCUCGAGCAGAACAUGGCCGGCAUGAGCAACCUCGUCGCCUCGUCGGUGCAGACGGCGCACCAGGCGCGCGAAGAGAUCCAGCUCGUGUACAAGUGGCUCGCAAACGUGCCCGACCCAAGCACCGGCCGUGCCUUCGACUAA